Messenger RNA from Pantherophis guttatus, 10826 nucleotides. It is a transcript of the gene PACSIN1, whose product is annotated as protein kinase C and casein kinase substrate in neurons 1. Gene Ontology annotation, cellular component: endosome; plasma membrane; cytoplasm. Gene Ontology annotation, biological process: neuron development; actin filament organization; regulation of endocytosis. The record is from RefSeq and is a predicted model, not a curated record. Gene Ontology annotation, molecular function: phospholipid binding; protein binding. Lineage: Eukaryota; Metazoa; Chordata; Lepidosauria; Squamata; Colubridae.
GGAACCGGGCCGGUGUCCUUACAGGUCAUUCGGAGGAAGCAUCGUACACGUGUCCCAGGCCUCUCUGUAGUCACGCGCCCACGCGCGUGUCACGAGAUCGCGAGGGGGGGGAGGAGGGGAAAAUCUGGAGAGGAUUCGAACGGGCUGCUGCCUGCUGCCGCCGCCGCCGCCGCCGCCACCACCCGCGAGCCGCGUAUGAGGUCUGGUCCUGUUGGCAGAGCGGCUGACCCCUUGGCGAUAAAUAACCAGGGCCGCAAACAAUGUCAACUUCCUGUGAUGAGUCUGUGGCAUCUGUUGAAGAAGUAACUGACAGCUUCUGGGAGGUGGGGAAUUAUAAGCGGACAGUGAAGCGGAUUGAUGAUGGAUAUCGGCUUUGCAAUGAUCUGAUGAACUGUGUCCAUGAACGGGCCAAGAUUGAGAAGGCGUAUGCUCAGCAGCUGGUUGAUUGGGCCAAGAGGUGGAGGCAACUGAUAGAAAAAGGUCCCCAGUAUGGCAGUUUGGAAAAAGCAUGGAUGGCUAUAAUGACAGAGGCAGACAAAGUCAGUGAGCUACACCAAGAAGUUAAGAAUAGCCUACUGAAUGAUGAUUUUGAAAAGGUGAAGAACUGGCAGAAGGAUGCUUUCCACAAACAGAUCAUAGGAGGCUUCAAGGAGGUCAAGGAAGCAGAAGAUGGUUUUCGGAAAGCACAGAAACCCUGGGCCAAGAAGAUGAAGGAGCUGGAAACAGCCAAGAAAGUAUAUCACUUGGCAUGCAAAGAGGAAAAACUCGCUAUGACCCGGGAAGCUAAUAGCAAAGCUGAGCAAUCUAUUACUCCAGACCAGCAGAAGAAGCUUCAAGACAAAGUGGAAAAAUGCAAGCAAGAUGUACAAAAGGCUCUGGAGAAAUAUGAGAAGAUUGUGGAGGAGGUGAAUAAGGGCACUCCACAGUACAUGGAGAGCAUGGAGCAGGUCUUUGACCAAUGCCAGCAGUUUGAAGAGAAGAGGCUUAAUUUCCUGAAAGAGGUGCUGUUAGAUAUCAAGCGACACCUGAACCUGGCAGAGAACAGCAGCUAUUCUAAAGUCUACCGUGAGCUGGAGCAGACCAUUCGUAUGGCCGAUGCACAAGAAGACCUUCGGUGGUUCCGCAACACCUGUGGCCCCGGGAUGCCUAUGAACUGGCCUCAAUUAGAAGAAUGGAAUCCAGAUGCAACACAAACAAUAAACCGAAGAGAGAAACCAAAAAAGAAUGAGGGAGGUAACACACCCAAUGCCAGUGGAGGUGGGGAAGCAACAGCACAGGGAGGAGAUCGUGGCAGUGUCAGCAGUUAUGAACGUGGCCAAGCCUACACCACAGAGUGGUCAGAUGAUGAGGGUGGCAACACUUACAGCUCCAAUGAAGCCAAUGGCGGUGCCAAUUCCUUUGAAGAAGAAACAACUGGGAAAAGUGUCCGUGUACGAGCUCUGUAUGAUUAUGAUGGACAAGAGCAGGAUGAGCUGAGUUUCAAAGCAGGUGAUGAAUUAACCAAAUUAGGUGAAGAAGACGAACAAGGGUGGUGCAAAGGACGUCUGGACAACGGGCAACUUGGUCUUUAUCCAGCUAACUACGUGGAGUUUAUCUAAUUCUGUCAAGUUCUCCUUGUGCUGCCAGAAUUCAACCCUCUCCAGUUCACCAUCUGUCUAUACCAGCCAAGUAGCCAUCUUGCUCUACAGUCAUUCACUCAGCACAGUUAGAGUUCCAGACAUAUUUUCCAAUCAAUCUUUUAUUUUUUUAAUUACAUCUCUAAAAAGUAUUUUGUGGUAGCUUUACUAUUUUAGUUUCUUAAAGAAAUGAGAUAUGAAAAGUCAACACUGUCACUGGAGGGCUUGUCUUGUAAGUGAAAGCCAAUACUUCAAGGCUUUAAAGCAGGGGUGUCAAACUCGCGGCCCACAGGCUGGAUGUGUCACAUGCUGGUCCUGCCCCUGCCCAGUUUAGCAAAGGGGGUGGAAAGUCCUGAUACAUCACGUGACGCCGUUGUGACGCCACAAGUUUGACACCCCUGCUUUAAAGCCUAAUCAAUAAGGCUUCUGAUUGGUUGGAUUUUAAUUAUAAAAUGUAGCUAAGAAACAUUCCAAAUGGCUUAUUCUGUCUAACAUUUAAGCUCUGGGGAAAAUACAAUUCACUCUCAUUGAAAAAACCGAAACAAACAAAAAUAAGGAGACAGAAAAUAUAGUUUCUUGUUUCUUAUUUUUUCUCACCCCUCGAUAGUAUAUUUCUUACCUAUUUCUAUUCUAAGAACAAAAGACAAGAUAUAUUUGUUCUUUCCAAGAAGUCCUGAUCAGCAUCUUUUGCUGUAAUAGUCUACAUUGAUCAUCCAGCAAUCAUCCAAAACAACUGCAGUAACUGAAAGAUAUGGCAUGUCUGGUAUGUUAUGAAUUAAAAGAUUUGUUCCAUACCAAUUUCCUCAAUGCCACUAAAAUAUGUGGCUUGUUCUUCUGAGUUUAGACGGGGUUGUUGAACCUGAGGAACACCCAGUAAAACUCAAGAGAACUGGCUUCUUUCUCUCACCUUCUUUUGAGGAAUUGAACUGCAUAUCUAGGGACAUGAGUGGAUGUAUCUCUUUUGAAAUGCAAAGAUUAAUCAGAAAAUUCUGUUAUUUCCAGCCUGAGAACAGGACUUAAAAGGAGAUGCAAAAUUAUGAAAACUAAUUGCCAUUUAUACACUUAAACAAAUAUUGCACCAGGAAAAGAAAUGCACUGAUUGUGAAUUGGUAUUUUUUUUAAAAAAAAAACUGUUGAAGGAAACACCUAUAUGUUUUUGAGCAGUGGAAAAUGAGUCUAAUUAGGCACCUUUUUAAUUUAAACACAAAGAGGCUUUAUUAGAGAAAUAUGCAAGUGAUAUCAAGGUAACAUCCUAUCAAAUGAGAAUCAAGAGAACAGAUGUGCGCGAGGACAAAAGCAGGCAAAAAGCAAUUUGAGAUUAGCAGUUUCGCAAACUAAGAGUUGAAGGAAUAAACAGAGAGCACACAGAAAAUUCCUACCUAUUUUAUUGCCCCUUGCAAUUGUAGGUCAUGAGAUUUACAGAGCCAGUGCAGUUGAAGUCACUGUUCCAACACCCUUUUCACCAACUCAUUCACCAAGCCACAACUUCCAUCUACCUGUAUCAAUCUUUGGGCAAGGCUUUGUAGGUCAUCUGCCACAUCUCUUUUAAUGGGCAGUAUUUCAAUUAGUCCCUUUUACUGUGUAUCUUGUAUAUAUUAUACUCUAUGUUUAUGUGCUUCAUUCUAAUGCAGUCUUCCCCAUUAGGAAGAACUGACAGUACCUAUAGUUGUUAUUAUUGUCUUUGACUCAUAAUCUAAAGUCCUUUAAUAGUUCAGUCUCUUGGCAUGAUUGUGCUUCUGAUACAUAUCUGCUUCUGGGGACAACAGAAUAACAACUGCCCAUCACAUUUGAAGAACAGCUGCCCAUUUAAGGAUUUACAACCUGUUUUAUGUUCUGCCAAGUCUUCCUUUCCUGGUCCCUCAAAACCAGAUGACUGCUCAACAUAGAUGUCUUCCUUGAUUUCUCCAUGCAGAAGUGCAAACUUUACAUCAAGGUGAUGCAUCUGCAUAUUCCCAGCUGUUGCUAUACUGAGCAGUGUUUAUAUUGCAGUGUUAUAGCAAAAGUCUUAUCAUAGUCUUCAUCUGUUAGUCUUUUGAAAUGACCAAAGUCAAGAAACAGAAGCAGCUGAGAUUUGUUUAUUGCAGUAAAGUAAAAUAGCAGUAUCUUGCAAUCCUGUCAAAAUCUCUCUCCACCAUAUUUUAUGCCAGACAAAAUCAAGAUGAGGUUAUUUUGAGUUAUUUUCUCAGAAUUGAGUAAACCUUUCUCCCCCUGCAGCAGUUCCCUGCUCUCUUCCCAACAGCAGAUCUACAUUUUUUUCACACCAUAUUUUUAAAUAUAUCCCUUUGCCUUCUGGCUUUAUAGCACUGGGCAUCCACUUCUGCAUUGCAUUGGAUCUUGAAAACCCAUUUUCAUCCCAUUAUUUUCUUUCCUUGCAGAUCAUUCAAUGAGUUCCCAAGUAUUCUUUUGAAAUAUUUUCAUUUCCUUUUUUUGCAGGGUUUUUUCAUUGUUUAGAUUUGUUAGCAAACACUUACUCAAUGUCUUUACAAGAACAAGACUCUUAUAUCUGUUCCUUUUUGGUUAUGUAGGAAAAUCUUCAGGGUGGAACUUUUUUGCUGGAUCUCUCUGAACAUCGCAGCUGCAAAGAUUCAGUUUAUGUUUCUGGAUCUGAUGUGCCAUUGAAUAAUUAGCACAUGGUGAAGACUUCCAUUGAAACAAAUGGAUUAAGGUUGAUUAUCCUACUGUAAGGAGUAUUCUUCAAGGUGUAUUCUGAAAAAUAAAAUAAGUCAUGCUGUAUGUUUGUGUGGAGAGAUCCAGGAUUCUCUAUCCCUGCAGUAUUGCUAGUAUCCAAGCAACAUGCCUUCACCAUAUCUAUUACCGAGUUUGGCCCUUUUUAUUUUUGAUUCAUUGGUUUAGACUUUAAAAACCAAAUACUCUAAUAUUAUAAUAGGCUGGCAAAUAUACCCUAGUUUGGGCUUCUUUCCAUGCUACAGUUCAUGGGGCAUAUCUAUGGCCUUAUUAGUAAUGUGUUUUUGAGAGGAGGCAGUGGUAACUUCUUCCACUGCUUCCUGUCAAGACACACUCUGAUAGAGAGAUAUUCUUUGAAGAUGGGCUCCAGCACAAGUCUGAAAGCUCUGAAGACAAAAUCCUUGGUCCCAGUGACUGACCCAGAUUGGAACAUUAUCCUGGGACACAUUAUCUUUCAUUCGUAACUUCUUCCAUGCAGAAAUUAUUUGCCAGUCCGGGAUCUUGCAGUAUGAACUUCAUUUCUCUUAGAGAGAAGUUUCCUCUUAGCCAUGCCAUGUGUUCUGGCAUAUAAAACAUAAUAAUCUCAUGUAAUUCCUUGUUUCUUCAAGUACUUUUUUAUGUUACCCACCAUGUAUUCACUCACAUUAUCUGUGUGUAGAACAAACAGCUUUUUGUCAAAUUCGUUGCUUUCUAAAGAGACAUAAACGUACCUUAAAUUCUUUUCAUAAACUGAGCAAGUAGCUAGUUAUAAAGCUAAAGUAAAUUGUUUAUAAACAUGAAUAGGUAUUUGUUUCUGCCUAUUAUCAUUACUUUAUUGACCUACAAAUAUUGUCUGGGCCAGUUCCAGCAACUGCCUCAUCAAUUUUACUUUCAGGGACAUUUCAACUGAGCUACAUGUGGUUGCAUUUUCAAUCCUUUUGCUAAAUACUGAAAUUUCUGAAAAGCAUCUGGAUUCUUAUAUCUCUUUCUUCUGUGCCAUAGGUUUAAACACUGCAUCAUUUGGCUGCUUUUGCCUAUUUAUUUCAAACAAUGCAUUUUCUGGGAGGGUGCCUUUCAUCAUUCUCCAUUUUGAGACACACACACAUGCACAAAAGUUGCCUUUAAAUUUUACUUCACACUGUUCCUGUGUCAUAGACUUUAAUGAGAGCAGACUGGACUCCAAAACCAGUUGUACAGAAAAGCAUGCAAAUCUUAUAAUUAACUAAAUAAAUAAAUGCAGGCCAUACAACACACUUUGAAUUGUAACACUAGUUUAUUUUCCUUUACUUCUUACACUCAGAGUCUUGCAGGUGAUAAAUUAUAGUUAAAAUUUGCCCUGUCUGUCCUCUCAUCAGCCAUGACUCUCACACAGACUAUAGUCUCCCACUUCCUGGAAGAAAGAUUAAGAUCAGAAUAAUUGACAUUUCCAGCUUGCUACACAUUUUUUGCCUCUAAACUUGUCUGGUCAUUUCUGACAUCUCAUCCACAUGCAUAUUUAUAGCUCACCCUUCUCUGAGCUGCUUAUUGCAGAGUCUUGCAAAAAGAUCUUCAUUUGAAAUUACAGAUCUUUUAUCAUUUAUGAAUAAAACUCAAUAUUUGAAUCAGUUUUCUAGCUAAAUCUUGUAGAUAAACAACAGUAGGAUCACUCAUUGACAACUGAAUCAUUUCAGCUGCUCUGCCAUUUUACAGCUUCCUGCAGUCUUUGAUUGUACUCUGCAUUCAUGGGUUAGGAUCCAGGAUAAAGGCAGUCACUUGCUACUAGAGAAGUAUUUUCAUCAGGUUUUUUCAUAGCUUGAAACAUCCGUAUCCUUACUCUGGAAGUCAUCUGCUUUUCUUUCUAGUCUUUGUUAUGGGUGCUCACAAUGACUCACACUUCUAUGACUUUCAUUAUAUUUUUUGCUCACUGCUCUGGGCCCAUAACCCUGAUAGACAGAAGUGAUUUGUUUAAUCCUGGAGAAUGGGGUGAAUAAGUCUAGAGAAGCAGCUACUUUUAGUCAAGAAUCAAAAGAAUUGUGUAAAAUAAAGGCAGGAAGGAAGGAACCUGAGAUAAGCAACCUCACAGGUAAAGAAUAGAGUUAAGAGGAUAAACUGGGAAGGGGGGGGGGGGAAAUCCCUAAUUAUCUACUAGGCAGGUUGUAACAUAGUGAGAAUCAGUGCAACUGAAAUUGGCUAAGCAUAUGAUAUAGUACAGUGGAGAAAGAAGCAGUGCUGAGUGCCCUAAACUGAGAUGGGAGAAUGUAUAUCUUACAUCAUCUGGAGCAGGAGAACCCCUGUCUUAUAUAAGGCAUGAUAGAAGAAGAGUAUAGCUGAUAAUGAGGUAUGAAAGCAUUGAAGAUAUUCAUAAGCUGGCAUGGGCUACUAAUAGCAGUAUUAGUAUCAGACAAAGGUGCCUGAAAAGUAAUGGGAAGAAGCCAGUUAGAUUUUGGUGCACAUAUGCUAUAAGCUAAAAAUGUACAUAACUUUUGAACAAAGUUCUAGAACAAGGAAUGCUACCCCAAAACUAAGAAAUAGCAGAAAAGUGUAGAAUUUAGUAAAAAAAUGUUUUUAAAAUGAGGUUCUACAUCCCCAUUCCCAGCAAUAUUGGCAAGCUCGCUUGGAAGAAUUUUCCAAUGGGGUCUUAAACAAUAUCCUAUUUUAAAAAUAUAAUUUAGAAUGUUACCUAGCAUCACUCAGUAAUUCAGAAAAUAUGCUUGAGAAUAGCAGAUACCUGCUAAAUUAUCCUAUUCCUAAAUUUUAGAUUGUAGAGAUAUCAGUGCAUAGCUAUCGAUUAUAUAAUUAAAUGCAAAAACUCAGCCGUAAACAAUCUGUGAUAAAGGUGGAAGUGCUUAAAUUUCUCUAAAUUCAAAAUUAUUCCUUAUAUGAAGAGAGAGAAAGAGAGACUGAGACUGAGACAGACUGAGACUGAGACUUCCUUUCCAAUACCUCAAAUUUCAAUCACAGGACAAUCUAUAACUGUACAGUAAAGAGUAAAUAAAAUUUGUAUAGAACACAAAGCAAACUUCAUCCUUCUGUUGAGCAACAUACAAUUACCAAAACAUUGUGAUGAGGAAUUCUAACACUACUGCAAUAAUAUUUGUAAAUGGAUUUUCUAUUGCAGAAGGACCAAUGCCUUGCUAAAAAAAAAAUUGUUCUCAAUUCCAAGUCAGCUACUAAGGGAAGUUAUGGACUAAGGCAAUAAGGAAUAUUCUAGAUGACUCUAAUUUGAAGUAAUUAAUUUCAUCAUAUUCUAUAUCAUGAUGAUAAAUUCUUCUUCUUAAAGACAACAUUACAUAAUGAAUGCUAGUCUAAAUUAACUAGUCCCACAAAAUGGGGAACCAAAACUUACUGAAUAUGCAUCUACCGUUAGCAGUAUCAAUCUAAGAAUGGGAAAAUUUCUGUUCAAAGAAAAUACAUACAAAAAGGAUUUUGCCGUGAAUUAAAUCCUUUUGUUCACAUAGUGAUAAACAGAAUAUCAAUUCUAUUAAAAAUCAUUUCAUCCAAAUAGAAACAAAAGAGUUGUUGAGUGGUGCUAUUUGUGGAUUAAGAAACAGUUAUUUAAAACCCAGGUGGCUCUUUUAAUAUUGAGUUAAAACUUAUUUCAGUUUUGACCAUUUGAUCUCCUGGUUAGGUCUAAUAAGAUUCCAAAUCUUGACUUUGAUGAAGUAAGCUUUGAAAAUAUUUAUGUAUCCUAGAAAAUCAUAUGUGAAAGCAUUCCUUAAAAGCUAUUUAUUCUGAACUGCAUUUAUGCAUCUAAUCUUGUCAGGUUUUAGUGUUUUUUAUUUACAUGAUUGGAGAAAUAGACAUUCUUUUUCUCCAGCCCCUUAUAUAAAUGGUGCAUAUCACCUGUGUCCUGCACUGGAUGGGUUUAUCCAAUCAUUGGUUAAUGAAAUUUAUAUAUUUUUUAAUUAUUACAUUAAUUGCUUUGUAUAAUCUUUCCUUUCACUUAUCUACAUCCUCACUCCAUAUUUCUAUUUUCCAGGAAAACUUUUCAAUGACUGGUUACAGGCUAUAAUACUUUUAGAUUAGAUUCAUCCUUGUUAGAAUACACAAGACUAUGAUUAAUGUAUGUUACAGUAUUUAGUUUAUGUUCCCUUUUUCAUGUAUCCCAUCCCUAGGCCUUUCCUUGGAUACUAUUCGUCAGCCUCUGCUUCUUUAUAAACAUCUAUUGUCCUGCUUCCUCUUGGUUUAUUUUCUGAAUUACUGGACCCAAUGACCAGUGUUGCUCCUGAAUAAGCCAUGUGGCAUACUGGAUAAUGUAAACAAGAUAUUAAUGACCUCCAACUGUUUUGUUUUAUUUUGUUAGAUUAAGGUAUUUUUGAUGAAUGCUGUUCUUUCAGCAGUACACCUGCUUUGCGUACAUUGAUAGUGUAAUUUGAAAAAAGAGUUAUAUAGAUAUAUAUACAUAUAUGUACGUAUGCAUACACACAGUAAAGAAGUAUCUGUGUAAAUGUGCAUGUGUGUGUAUAUAUAUAUAUAUGCAUACAUAUAUGUAUAUAUAAUUAUUGUGUAUACAAAAAUGACUGAUCUAUGUAAAUGUAUGAAUUUUGAUUCUUGUUUGAGUUUGUCUUCUUACCAUCUCCUGAUGUAGCUGUACGUUUACAAGCUGAGCUUUAUCAUUUGGUAUGAUCAGGCCACUGGAAUCAAUUGGGGGAAGGGGAACAUGAGGAUAAACCUACUAUCUAGACCAGUGAUGGCAAACCUUUUCAGCACUGAGUGCUGAAAAGGGAGCACACAUGCACUCAUCUGGGUCGAAACCCAGAAGAGGAGCUGACCAGGGUGCGUGCGCGCCCCCGAAAGGGAACUUCUGGUUUUCAGCACGCACGCACACGCCAGCUAGUUUUCCAGGUUUCUGCCGCAUAUGCGUGCACAACAAUCAGCUGGCCAGCGCACAUGAUCACACAGGAAAAUGGAAGACCAGCUCUUCCAGUUUCUGGCACUGCCACACGCACAAAGGCUAGCUGAUCAUCGCAUGCGCAUGCACGCCAGAAACCCAGAAGAGGAACGGGCAAUGCCACGCAUGCCAGGCAACAUGGCACCAAAUGCCACUUUGGGCACACAUGCCAUAGGUUCGCCAUCACGGAUCUAGACUGUAUCCAAGUAAUGCGGAAUUUUCUUCUUAUAAUUAUUUUUGCUCAAUCUUGAAAUUCGAAAAUCCAGUCCAGACUUGAUACUCAGAUGUGUCGAACAGUUGGUUUACAUGGUUCACAUUGUGACCAAUUCAAUUGUUGUUUUCCUCAGGGUAUUUUCAGUGGACUCCAGUCUGGUAUUAGGCAUCAAAUCGUGUUAUUGUGUAUAGAUGCACUGGAUUGGGGGUCAGAUGCUUGGUAGGAUAAAAAAGAGAAAAGGUGCAGGUUGAAGAGAAUUAAAAUGAGAGGAAGCAGAAUUUACCAUAAGCCUUGCAACACAAAGGAAAAAAUAUCCCAGUGAAAGAAUGCCAUUGCCAAUGCCAUUGUACCACCAAAGUAUCAAAGAUGCCCCAAGAAAAUCUACCUUCCUCGGCCAGAAAAUAAACUGGAGAGUGUUGAUAUUCUUAUACUGCUCCUGGAAUGGUACUUUUCUUCAUUUUUAGACUGUCCAUGGUAGGUAGAUGGGAAGGUACAGGACCACAAGCAUGUAUGUAUGUACAUUAUGUGGAUGUGUGUAUAUGGAGGCAGGCUUCUGAAGACACUUCUGUGAUAUGCUGCUUGCUCAAUGAUUGAUUGAGAGCUUCUAGUAAACUUGUAACAAGUCAAUCCAGGUCCUUUGCAGGGUUGUUGUUAUGUUGGGGUGAAGACCCUAACCCUUAGAGCACAUGUAGCUUUUGCCACCAGCCCCCAUACCAUUAUGCAAUUUCUUAAUAGAAACACAGUUUCCAUCACUUAACAUUUGUGGCUUAAACUGUGGAUUUUUGGUGAUGUGAUUCCCCUUUUUUGUCCCAAUAAGGGACAAAAUGCACUAAGAUUUGUUUCCAUCCCCGCCCCCCGAAUUUUUCAACUCUACCCAAGUCUGCAUUUAUUUGUCCCAUCCAUUUCAGUGACCUCAACAUGUUACUGGCCAUAGUCUUAAAUGUUCUUGCAGGUCAGAGGUUAUAUGAAAAAAAAUCAAAUUAUCCCCCAGAAAAGUUUGUUUUACCCCUUCAUAAAACAAGUGUCUUGUAUUAUGCAUAAUGGCUACCAUAAUGGAAAUGUUUACAGGAAUCUGUGGUAUGUAUUCACUAUGUGACUCCAGGUCUAUGAGAUAAAUGCCAGGCCCAAGAAGAGAUUGUGGGUUUUGGUUGAUUAAAGCCUACUAGAUUUAGAGAGGAGCACUUCAAGUUAGAAGAACGUGUUACUGUCAACAAAGCUACAUAUUAGGACAGUGUUUCUCAAUUUCAGCAACUUUAAGUAUUUGCAUUUCAACUCCCCAAAUUUUGCAGCCAAAAUGCUGGGGAGUUGAAAUCCACACAUCUUAAAAGUUGUUGAGAUUGAGAAUACUGUAUUAGGAGAUGGAGAGUAACAUUCUGUGUCAUGCCAGUCUGCCUCUUCUUCCAUAAAGAGCAAAAACUAUACUUAAAAAAAAAACGACAAUAAAAGGAUUAUUUUAUUCAUG